Molecule: messenger RNA, 522 nt
Organism: Knipowitschia caucasica
Lineage: Eukaryota; Metazoa; Chordata; Actinopteri; Gobiiformes; Gobiidae
Source: the annotation of a GenBank genome assembly
AUGGGGAAGGAGCAGGACUUACUGGCAGCUGUGAAGAGUGGAGACCUGCUGCUGGCCCACAAACUGCUGGCCAGAGUCAAGGGCAACAAAGCGAUUCUUUCAAACUUCCAAAAGCCUCCAGAUGUCAUCGUCACAUCCCCGCGGCAGGCCCGGGUGACGACAAGCCCUGACACCAUUGAGAGCAGCCAUGAGCUAAUCUACCCCUCGCCUUCGCCCCGUGCGCCUGUCCUUAUCAGGGCCUAUCCCAGUGCGGGCGGGACACUGGCUUUGUUCACACACAUCUCUGCGGCUGGUGGGUGCCCGGGGAGCCGAGACCGGGCCCUUGUCGCAGUCACAGUGGCGGGCUUUCAUCAGCGCGCCACAGACAAAGAGCGCACUGUAUUCAGGCAGAGGUGGUGGGGUAAGUUAGGGGCCACACCGCACACCUGCCCUGGCCCCUCAGGCUGCAGGGGCCCCAGGUCAGGGAUCAUCAGCACCUCCAAUGCUAAAGAAAUGGUUAUUAUCAAACCAGACUUGCUCUGA